Leptopilina boulardi is the source of this 1584-nucleotide messenger RNA. It is a transcript of the gene ringer, whose product is annotated as tubulin polymerization-promoting protein homolog. Gene Ontology annotation, cellular component: microtubule. Gene Ontology annotation, biological process: microtubule bundle formation; microtubule polymerization; positive regulation of protein polymerization. The transcript is spliced from 4 exons. Gene Ontology annotation, molecular function: tubulin binding. NCBI's taxonomy places the organism in Eukaryota, Metazoa, Arthropoda, Insecta, Hymenoptera, Figitidae. The record is from RefSeq and is a predicted model, not a curated record. Bases 396 to 998 code for a protein of 200 amino acids.
UCAGUUGAUAUGGGGAGUGAACUUUCGGGAGUGAAAAUCAAUAAAAGACUUGCGCUUUGAGGCCCCUCAGAUUCAUCCUGAAUCAUACGCAUCCGCAUACAGUUUCUGGCCCCUUGUAUACGUCCUACAUUCAGAAAUUUUCCUUAACCAGCUUUUCCUUUCGUUUCAUGCGUGUGUGACUCUAUUUUGAGAGACGGAAGUGUGAAUCUUUAUAAAAGUCAUUAAACUGCAUCCCUUGGUGAAAAUUGUCAUUACUUUUCAAAAAAUUCAGUUACCCUUUGAAAUAAGCGGGAAUUUAAUAAUUAGAGUGAACUCUCAUUAAUUGCGAGAACUUUGCGUUUUCUCUCUUCUCGCACCUCAGAAAUAAAGCGAUCGAUUUUCGCAGAAUAUUAAAAAUGGAAGGUGAAAAAGUGGAUCCAGGAGUAAAGGAAAAUAGUGCAACUUCAUUGACAAAUAAUGUAGCCAAUUUGAAAAUUGAAGAAAACACAACGACACCUGGAAGUCCAGCCACAGGUAGUGGUACAUUUCUUUCAAGUUUUAAGGCCUUUUCAAAAUUUGGUGACACUAAAAGUGAUGGCAAACACAUUACACUCAGUCAAAGUGAUAAAUGGAUGAAACAGGCAAAAGUAAUUGAUGGCAAAAAAAUCACCACCACAGACACUGGAAUUUAUUUCAAGAAACAAAAGUCAAUGAAAUUGAAUGUUGAACAAUAUAAAUCUUUCCUUGAUGAGCUCGCCAAAGCUAAAAAAAUUGAAUUAGCUGAAAUUAAAAAUAAAAUGGCUAAUUGUGGACCGCCCGGUAUAUCUAAUGUGGGUGGGGCUGGCAAAGCUGCAUCGACAGUUGAUAGACUGACAGACGUGAGUAAAUACACAGGAUCUCAUAAGCAACGAUUUGAUGAAACUGGCAAAGGAAAAGGAAUUGCCGGUCGAAAGGAUAUUCCUGAUAAUUCGGGAUAUGUGCAGGGAUAUCAGAAUAAGGACACACACAAGGCUCAGUAAUCCUUGAGAGUUCAUUAAAAAAUGCUGGCACCAAAGUUACACUGUCCAUCAGUGCUUUUGUUUAAAUCAAGAAAAUUUCUUCGGUCGCGAAGAAAUUUUUCAUCCAUCCGAAAGUUUCACCUUCGAGAUAUAAAAAAAAAAUGCUUCCCGAGAAACAUCAUUUUUUGCACUUAACAAUCAUUCAGAUUCAUAAAUAAAUUAAUUAUAUAAUAAUUAUUAUUAUUCUAGAACAUAAAUAAAAUUGAAAAAUUCCUUUUUAAAAAAUGUGUAGUAGCUUUUGUAAGGAGUUUCCUUUUUUUCUAUACAAUCUCGAAGCGAUGAAAAUUCUGGAUGCAAGAAGAAUAAAGGAAGGAAGUAAUUUGAUGAAUUUUUCCUUUUUAAAAAACACAUUAUCGCGUUAUCCAAUCUCUCGUGCAUUUGGAUUUUCUAUCUUUAAUAUUUGUUACUUAAUUUUUUUGUUUAAUCAAGUUAAAAGAUAGAUUUAUUAAAUUAAGAAGAAAAUCCAAAAAGAAAGCGAUAAAGUGUACUUACAAGAUAUUUCCACGUAAAAAAAACAGGGGAAAAAAAUGUUUCACGUUUCGUGUUC